GGCGUUAACAGUCCAAACCGAUUCGUAUGCGGAUCUCGUGGAGGAAGGUUGCAACUUCCCUCCACGAUUCUUCCUUUUUCUCACAGAUCUCCUUCGAAAAAUCGAACAAAAAACCGCGAAAGGAAAAGAAAAUCGCGAAAUCGAAGAGAUCAUCUCGAGCCACGGAAAGCUUCCGGUUGACGUGCCGGAAACCGCACAGGUCUUCCGAUUGAAUUUUCCAGAGCAGAAGUGGCGGCAACGACGCGAACGGGACGAAAGUGUUGAAAGUGGUAAUGUGCUAGUGAGAGCAGUCGGGGAAGACAACCAGCAAGACACAGAAACUCUAAUCUAGUCGCUAUGACCAACAGCAUGAAGCAAACGGUUAUCAAAAAUCCGACAUGGUGGAAGAGGCGAUCCGGUUUGGAGCGCGGGUUAACGGUGAUAGCGGUUUCCGGGUUUCUCUUGUGCGUCGCUUUGGCGGUGGCACUCGGAAUUUUGGCGGCCAACACGACAUGCAACGCAACGUCCAAAAACGAUCCUGUUAAUGUAGAGGUGCUACCAUCCACAGCCGAAGCGUUAAGCGGUUCGAAAACGUCGAAAGGCAUCUACACGGUGCACAAGGGUUCGGAAUGCGGCGAUAUCUGUCUGACGCCUGGAUGUGUUUCCACAGCCUCACAGAUACUGAAAAACAUGGAUCGUGAUGUGGAGCCCUGUGAUGACUUUUACAAAUUCGCCUGCGGUGGCUUCCUCGAGUCUACCAUCAUUCCCGACGACAAAGUCAGCGUGAAUACGUUCUCUAUCAUUGUGGAUGCACUCGAGGAACAACUACGAACCAGUAUCGAGCAGGACAGUUUGCCAAACGAGCCAAGGCCAUUUAAACUCGCUAAAGAAUUCUACAAAACCUGCAUGAAUAAAACUGUCAUUGAAGAACGAGGUUUGCAACCGUUGUUGGACAUUCUUAGGAAACUUGGUGGCUGGCCGGUUUUAGAUGGCGAACGAUGGAACGAGGGCGACUUUACUUGGAAAGAUUCUGUCUAUAAAUUCCGCAGAUUAGGCUAUUCCGUCGACUACUUCAUCGAUUUCGGAGUCAGCGUUGAUUUGAAGAACAAUUCGAGGCGCUUGAUUGAUCUUGAUCAAGCAGCCCUGGGUCUCUCGCGCGAGUAUCUAUCAAAAGGCUUCGACGAGAAAAUUGUUCAAGCAUAUUACAGAUAUAUGGUAGACAUUGCUAAAAUUCUCGGUGCUAAUCCAGAACGAGCUCGCACGGAGUUGAAGGAGUCGCUCGAAUUUGAAAUAAAGCUCGCGAACAUCUCCUUGCCAAACGAGAAACGACGCAACGUAACCCUCCUCUACAAUCCCAUGACCGUAAGUGAAUUGUCUGCGGCUUAUCCGAGCAUACCAUGGUGGGAAUACUUCAAUACUAUCCUCGCGCCGCAAGCGCAGCUUGGUCGAGACGAGAUAGUUAUCGUGAAUGUGCCCAGCUACUUGAAGGAUUUCGAACGACUCAUCAGCCAGACACCCAAGAGGGUGCAGGCGAAUUAUGCGCUCUGGAGAGCGGCCGCUGCAUCGGUCAGCUAUCUCACGGAUGACAUACGGAAGAGGCAGCUAAAAUACACGAUGGAGUUGAAUGGCAAAACGGAGAGAGAACCAAGGUGGAAGGAAUGCGUGGACAUUGUUUCUGGUAGCUUAGCAAUUAGCGUGGGCUCAAUGUAUGUGAGGAAGUACUUCAAGGAAGACGCGAAGAAGACUGCGCUCGAAAUGGUGGAUGAUAUCAGAGAGGAGUUUACGAAGAUCCUGAAGAAGGUGGAUUGGAUGGAUGAAAAAACCAGAGCAAGUGCUUUGGAAAAAGCGGCAGAUAUGACGUCACAUAUUGCCUAUCCAGAUGAGCUGUUGGACGACAGGAAACUCGAAGAGUUUUACAAGGGACUCGAAUUGACUUCCGGUGAUUACUUAGGAAGUGUCUUAAACAUGACUACCUUUGGAACGAAUUUCUCGUUCGGUAGACUAAGGAAGCCAGUGAACAAAACUGAAUGGAUAGCUCAUGGAAGGCCGGCUGUCGUUAACGCGUUCUAUUCGUCAAUUGAAAACAGUAUUCAAUUCCCCGCUGGUAUUUUGCAAGGCACGUUCUUUAGCAACGAUCGGCCACGUUACAUGAACUACGGUGCUAUCGGCUUUGUCAUUGGCCAUGAGAUUACCCACGGCUUCGACGAUCAAGGCAGACAGUUCAAUAAGGAGGGUAAUCUCGUGGACUGGUGGGCACCGCAGACAAAGGAGUAUUAUCUCAAAAGGGCCGAGUGUAUAAUUCACCAAUAUGGAAAUUACACCGUAAAAGACGUUGGAAUGAAUUUGAAUGGCAUAAACACCCAAGGUGAGAACAUCGCCGACAACGGCGGCAUAAAAGAGGCCUAUUACGCGUACACGGAAUGGGUCAAGCGGAACAAGCCAGAACAAAAAUUGCCGGGUCUGUCCUACAGUCCGGAACAAAUGUUCUGGAUAAGUGCUGCCAAUACUUGGUGCAGCAACUACCGACCGGAAGCAAUGAAGGUGCGCAUCACGACAGGAUUCCACAGCCCCGGCGAGUUUCGUGUACGAGGACCGUUCUCGAACAUGGAGGAGUUUUCACGCGACUUCAACUGCCCGAUCGGCUCGAACAUGAAUCCCGAGAAAAAGUGUACCGUAUGGUAGAUCUCGAAAGCCAAUGAUGGAGUCCACUGUACGCGUUUCGCGAUCGCUUUUAAUCCUAGAAGUCGCCAACGUCAAUUCCUCGUUAUUUCUUCAAAACAAUACUACCGUUUUGUAGCUUAAUAAUAAAGGGAUCUGAAUGCGUAACGUUUUCAUUGAUCGGUUAUUGUUUACUUUUAAAAAUUAGAUUAUUAUAUUAUAUUAAGUUUUAUAAGACUAAAUAAUUAAGCAAUCAUUAUGAGAUUUGCGUACACGUGACUUGAGCGUGCGCUGUCGCUUCUAGGAUUAAUGAACGCAAAGGAAUUGUUUGACCUCAUAUUUGCAAAAUAUGGAGAUAACUUAUUCCCUUUUUACGGUAUUCUGUCGAAUGACGGGCAGAAGAUGCUUUAUCAACGAUGCCGUUUGAAAGAAAGAACUGAAGUUUUACAAUAAGGCAAAGUGUACGAAGAUCUAAGAAAAUAUUCCCUGCAGGGAACCUAUAGAUCCGAUUUUCGAUUUUAGAAGCGCGAUAUAUAUAUAUAUAUAUAUAUAUAUAUAUAUAUAUAUAUUAUAUUACGCGUAUUAUGCAUCAUUUUUCGUAAAGAAUUUUUAUAAGAGAAACCACAUGCCAGGACACGCGCAAGUAUAAAUAGAAAGGAAAUGAACUAACGACAGAUUCGAAAGGAUUAAUUAGUUCCACUUGUAUGAAGUUUAUGGUUUAACUAUCUUUAAUGUACGGGGCAUAGUGAGGAAUUUCUGUGCCAAUAUGUCAAAAAUUUUAGAUAAUUCCAUGACGGAGUUGACUCGCAACAUUAAGCUAAAUUAUCUAACUGUUUCUAGUUAAGAAUACAUUUGCGUGAUUAAUGCAAGAGAAAAAUGUUGAUAGCUUCGUUAAAAACCCGCUUUUCAUUCUUUCUUAUUGUUGACAGCUUUGUUAAGUCUCGCUUUUUAGAAUAAAUCUUUAAGUAUUCUGUUGGAUAUGGAAUAGUAAAUAGUAUACGCUAUACAUAUUAUACAUAAGAUAAUUCGUAAGGCUGGAAGUUUCAACAGCGAAAGAAUUACAAAUAUUUUUCGAGAAAUUUGAUGCUUUUUAUAAAAAAAAGAUUUUAACGAGAAUCGUUGCUUGUCGCAACUAUUUUACGUUAGGUAUUAUUUAGUAGUAUUAUGAGAAAUAUUCCGAAGCACAAAUUAAAUUCUUGUUAAAACGUUUGUAAUUAAAUAAACCUAAAAAGAUCACAUCUUCUUCGUCAAAAGUUAAUUGCAACAUUGCAGCAUUAAUUAAUAUUAAAUGAAUUAAAACUUGCGUUUCUGUUUAAAUUCUCCAACAUGAGCAUGCUUGUUACCGAUCUCCGAUUUUCUACGAAUCGCGUUUCGUACGUACGUAUAUACGUCUAGUUGUACGUUGUCAGCGUGUCGUAUACCGAUGUUUUAAUGCGAUUUCGCUAUUUAUCAAUUGUGCCGGGCUACUCUCGGACAAAGUAGUCGUAGAGUUACCGUUUCGAAGUACUUAGGGCAACUUGUUACAAGUAUUACUGCGAUUGAAUUACGAUGUUCGCGCUCGAUUACCCGCAUAUUAACUCCAUAUUCUUUGCAUCCGUAUGUAUGCAUAGAGCAUUUUUAUUUUUACGCCACGUCCCUUCCUCCCCUAGAUAUAUAUUGCAUUUUGCAGUUCUCGUAUUUAUUAUUACACGACAACAGUUAGAUCAUGUGUACCAUAAGUUUAAAUGAAAAAGAAGAUAAGGAACGUAUGUAUCUCAUAAGGUAUUUGUUGAAUGUAAAAGUUUAAUACAGAAAAAUCUCAUAUAAAUAUACAUAUCGAACUGUAUUUUAUGCAUAUCCUAGAAAGGUACCGAUAUGUACAAUGUGAUGAAAUAAAUCGUUGGUAAUGUCGGCUUAUUA
Molecule: messenger RNA, 4536 nt
Organism: Ooceraea biroi (clonal raider ant)
Lineage: Eukaryota; Metazoa; Arthropoda; Insecta; Hymenoptera; Formicidae
Gene: Nep2
Product: M13 family metallopeptidase neprilysin 2
Biological process (GO): protein processing
Cellular component (GO): plasma membrane
Molecular function (GO): metalloendopeptidase activity
Source: RefSeq, a predicted model, not a curated record